Molecule: messenger RNA, 1962 nt
Organism: Drosophila grimshawi
Lineage: Eukaryota; Metazoa; Arthropoda; Insecta; Diptera; Drosophilidae
Product: stabilizer of axonemal microtubules 1
Exons: 4
Coding region: 246-1712 (488 amino acids)
Biological process (GO): microtubule anchoring
Cellular component (GO): axonemal microtubule; ciliary basal body; centriole
Molecular function (GO): microtubule binding
Source: RefSeq, a predicted model, not a curated record
GGCCUGAUCAAACUUCGUCGUUGAAUGUCAAAGCAAAAUUUUAUUUAAUUUUUUUUUGGAUGUGUUAAAAAUACAGUCACAAUUUUUCUGUACUCGAAACAAACAAAAUUAUUUCAUUUAACAACUGCGAAUUCAAUUUUUUGUUUUUUCCUUUUUUUGUGACUUGAACACAAAAAGUUCCUCAUUAGAAGUCGGAAGCAGCGAGUAUAAAGAAGCUACAAUUCAUUUGUGGUAAUCAGUUAACUAUGGGUGAUCCAUCGUGUGAUCCAUGCCAGGCACCCGUUGAUUUUCGAUCAUGUCCACCAAAUGCGUUGUGUCAGCCAUGCGAUCGUGGCGACUAUUCCGGCUGUUGCUAUCAGCAGCCGGCACGCACACUUCCCAUUAUUCCGCAAACACAUUUUAUGCGCUCCACUGCACCUCUGGACACGGACACCAUUUAUCGCCGAUCAUACUACGGUAACUGUGGCGACAAUCUGCGUGCCCAGCCAGUGAAGCCAUGUAAUCACAUAGCCGCAAAUACGGCACCGAUGGAGAAGUGUACCGUACAGAAGCUAUCCUAUAUGCCGCCGUGUCCGGCCUCGCGCACCAUGCCCAUUCUGCCAAUGGAGAGUGGAUUGCGUUUUGAGGGGCCAAUUUAUGCGAUGAGCUCGCAGAAGCAUGACUAUGUGCCCAAGGGCAAUGUGAAGCGUGCACCGUGUUUGCCGCGUGUCGCCAUCUGCUCCUCGACAGCGCCCAUGGAGCGCUGCACGAUCCAAAAGUUGAGCUACAUGCCAGUGGAUGUCUGCCAGAAUCCGCCGCCGAAGCUAUUGCCACAGCCUUCGCACUACUGCAAGCCCGUCGGCCCAAUGGAACGCUGCACCAUACAGAAGCUAUCGUAUAUGCCGGUGUGUCUGCCACCCAAGGAGCCAACUCCCUGGGCAGACAAGAUUCGCUGUGUGCCACCCAACUAUCAGAAUAUCUGCUCCACUUAUAAUCUGAGCUACAUGCCCAAUUGCAACACAGGACGCACAGCCCCAAUGCUGCCAAUGAACACCCUGCGCUUCCUGGGCAAUGAUUCGGGAUGCGCCAAUACGGUUUACAAACUGAGCUACAGGCCCGUCGAUGCAUCGCGCACCAAGCCGUUGCCCAUCUUGCCAAGGGACACGUUCCGCAGGGCCACAGGACCACUGGAGAGGUGCACAGUCCAAAAGCUCUCAUAUCAGCCCAAUUGCACUGAGCGCAUACCGCCUAUCCGCCCCAUGGAGAAUGGACUGCGGUUCGAUGGACCCUUGUAUGCGAUGACGACACAGAAGCACGACUUUGUUCCAAAGCCGCAUGUGCGUCGUGCCCCGAUAAUGCCCUUAACCGCCUUCUGCCGGCCUAGCGGUGCCAUGGAGCGAUGCACCGUUAAUAAGCUGUCGUAUAUGCCGGUGGAUGUGACCUGUUUUCCACGGCCGGAGGCGAUUAGGCCGCGUCAAGGCUUCUGUCGCAACGAUGGACCGAUGGAUAACUGUACCACAUACAAACUGAGCUUUUUGCCCAAUUGUGUGCAGCCGAAGGAGCCGUUGCCAUGGGCACGCUACACAUCCUAUUGCCGGCCCAGUGGACCCAUCGAAAAGUGCACCAUCCAAAAGUUGAGCUAUGGACCGCCGGGUGCCUUUCAGCGAUGCGGUGGUCCAUGUGGUCCUGGCAUUACAGAUACUGGCUGCUAUCCAAAGGCUGGCAUUUGUUGAACUGGAAAUAUGUUUUGCUAGCCUCGUCGCCCCGUCCCCCUUAGAUGUUUUAUGUUUAUAUGUUAUAUCCAAAAUCUUCAAGUCCGUUUACAUAAACCAGGAAGUCAAUCUUUACACAUACCCACGCGCACCGCAUACCAAGACAUACAUUCCGUUCAAAAAUAUAAGUCAAAAAUUGCAUGUGUGUCGCUAAGUGUUUUAAUGAAAUCUAUUUUAUUAUUUCAAAUUAAAUGUCCUAUAUAUAUUGAAA